CGAAGAAAAAAAUGAAACCUAAAAACCUAACAGAAGACUCAGCGAGCGAGAAUUCAAAAUAUCUGUGUGAUCAGUGUGACUUUACUACCAGGCUACCAACAUAUCUGAAGCUUCAUAUGCAGAAAAUUCAUGAAAAUGUUCGGUAUCCCUGCCAUCUCUGUGAUUAUAAGGCGACACGAAACUUUUAUUUGAAAACCCACAUAAACUCUAUGCAUAAUGGAAUACUUUUUGAAUGUGACCAGUGUGAAUAUAAAGGAAACUCGUUGCAUGUUCUAAAAGCCCACAAAAAACGAAUGCAUGAUGUGAAACUUUUUCAAUGUGAUGCUUGUGAAUUUGGAUGUUCUGUUUUAAUUGAACUAAAACGUCACAAAGAAAGUAGGCACGAAGGUGUAACUUUUCCCUGUACACAGUGUGAUUAUGUAGGUGCCUGGCGUCAAUGUUUGAAUAAGCAUAUUAAAAAGUUUCAUGAAAAUCUUGUUUAUCCCUGUAAACAUUGUGAUUACACUAGCACCUGUAUAUCUACAUUUAAAAUUCAUGUUGAAACUAAGCAUCUCGGUAUAAGAUAUCACUGUGGUAUCUGUGAAUCCAAUUUUGCAAGCAAGAGUGCAAGAGCAUCCCACAGAAUGAAGAAGCAUAGUGCAAAGAGAUAAUUUAUAUUUCAAAAGCAUUGAUUUUGAAAAAAAAAAUUUGUUUUUCUUUACGCUAAGACAAUAAUCAAUUGAAGUAAGUCACAGCAGAAAGUGUUUAAUAUCUGAUAGUUUUUUGAUCAUUUGUUUUUUGGGUAUUAAGCAAUUAUCUAGUAAUACAACAGUUUUUGUUUUUUAUUUAUAGAUAAUUUUAAUGGUUGAAAAUAUAGUUGUAAUUCAUGAAAAGAUAAAAUAAAGCUGGAGAUAUCAUUUUAAGCAUUAUCCAAAUGUUAAAUACUAAAGUUGCUUUGAAUUACUUAAAAUAUUUC
This is a messenger RNA of Eurytemora carolleeae, 955 nucleotides long. RefSeq names its product RE1-silencing transcription factor B. The transcript is spliced from 2 exons. Lineage: Eukaryota; Metazoa; Arthropoda; Copepoda; Calanoida; Temoridae. Gene Ontology annotation, molecular function: RNA polymerase II transcription regulatory region sequence-specific DNA binding; DNA-binding transcription factor activity, RNA polymerase II-specific. The record is from RefSeq and is a predicted model, not a curated record. Gene Ontology annotation, biological process: regulation of transcription by RNA polymerase II. Bases 12 to 650 code for a protein of 212 amino acids. Gene Ontology annotation, cellular component: nucleus.